Molecule: messenger RNA, 3462 nt
Organism: Amphibalanus amphitrite
Lineage: Eukaryota; Metazoa; Arthropoda; Thecostraca; Balanomorpha; Balanidae
Product: RNA-binding motif protein, X-linked-like-3
Exons: 2
Coding region: 51-2864 (937 amino acids)
Source: RefSeq, a predicted model, not a curated record
CGAGUGCCCAGGACCCUUACUCGACCGGAGAUGACCGACCCGGUGGAAACAUGUACGAUACUUCUGAAGUAGCCGAGCAGUACGCCAAUUAUCAAUACCAGGCGCCAGAGAGGUACACGAUGCCCAACAACCUGACCGUGGGCGGAGGCGUGGACGGCACCAGCGAGGCGCACGAUCGGUACCAGGGGUACACGACACCGGUACCCGACCGGUACACCAUGCAGGGCAGCCUGCGACCCGAGGGAGACCUGGGAGCCACCACCGAGUUCCUCGAUAACUACCAGGGCCACAGCGCCGCCGCGCCCGACCGGUACACCAUGCAGGGCAGCCUGCAGCCCCAGGGAGGCGUAGAUGGAACGUCCGAGGUCAGGGGGAGCUACCUGGGACACGACGCCAAGAGACCGGAUAGGUAUACGAUGCAGGGAAAUCUGAAACCGCAAGGCGGCGUGGAGGGAGAGACCGAGGUUCAUGAGAGGUAUCAAGGACACGACACUAAGAAACCCGAUAGGUACACCAUGCAGGGGAAUCUUCAGACCCAAGGAGGUGUUGAUGGCAAUUCAGAGGUUCGCGAUAGGUACCAAGGACAUGAUACAAAGAAGCCAGAUAGAUAUACAAUGCAGGGAAACCUCAAGGCUCAAGGAGGAAUAGAUGGUAACUCUGAAGUUCAAGACAGGUACCAAGGACAUGAUACUAAGAAACCAGAUAGGUACACCAUGCAAGGGAAUCUGAAGGCGCAAGGAGGGGUUGAUGGGAAUUCCGAAGUUCACGAUAGAUAUCAAGGACAUGAUACAAAGAAGCCAGAUAGGUACACGAUGCAAGGCAAUCUAAAGACCCAAGGAGGAGUUGAUGGCAAUUCAGAAGUUCGCGACAGAUAUCAAGGACAUGACACUAAGAAACCCGACAAAUACACCAUGCAGGGGAACUUGAAGCCUCAAGGAGGGGUCGACGGAUAUUCAGAAGUCCACGACAGAUACCAAGGGCACAACACCAAAAAGCCGGACAAGUAUACAAUGCAAGGAAAUCUCAAAACUCAAGGUGGCGUGGAUGGAAACUCCGAAGUUCAUGACAGAUACCAGGGCCACAAUACGAAGAAACCGGACAAAUAUACAAUGCAAGGGAAUCUCAAAACCCAAGGAGGUGUUGACGGCAAUUCCGAAGUUCAUGAUAGAUAUCAAGGACACAAUACGAAGAAACCGAACAAAUAUACGAUGCAGGGGAACUUGAAGCCCCAAGGAGGGGUUGAUGGCUAUUCAGAAGUCCAUGACAGAUACCAAGGAUAUGACACUAAGAAACCUGACAAAUACACCAUGCAGGGGAACUUGAAGCCUCAAGGAGGGGUAGAUGGCUCCUCAGAAGUCCAUGACCGAUACCAAGGUCAUAAUACGAAGAAACCUGACAAGUAUACAAUGCAAGGAAACCUGAAGACCCAAGGUGGCGUGGACGGAAAUUCCGAAGUUCACGACCGAUAUCAAGGACAUGACACUAAGAAACCUGACAAAUACACCAUGCAGGGGAACUUGAAGCCUCAAGGAGGGGUAGAUGGCUCCUCAGAAGUCCAUGACCGAUACCAAGGUCAUAAUACGAAGAAACCUGACAAGUAUACAAUGCAAGGAAACCUCAAAACCCAAGGCGGCGUUGACGGCAACUCUGAGGUUCACGACAGGUAUCAAGGACAUAACACGAAGAAACCGGACAAAUAUACGAUGCAAGGGAAUCUAAAACCUCAAGGAGGAGUUGAUGGCUAUUCAGAAGUCCACGACCGAUAUCAGGGACAUGACACUAAGAAACCUGACAAAUAUACGAUGCAAGGCAAUCUGAAAACGCAAGGAGGCGUUGAUGGAAAAUCUGAAGUCCACGACAGAUACCAAGGACACAAUACGAAGAAACCGGACAAAUAUACAAUGCAAGGAAACCUUAAGACUCAAGGAGGCGUUGACGGCAACUCUGAGGUUCACGACAAAUAUCAAGGGCACAACACCAAAAAGCCGGACAAGUACACAAUGCAGGGAAACCUGAAAACGCAAGGUGGCGUGGACGGAAAUUCCGAAGUUCACGACCGAUAUCAAGGACAUGACACUAAGAAACCGGACAAGUAUACGAUGCAGGGGAAUCUCAAAACCCAAGGUGGAGUUGACGGAAACUCAGAAGUUCGUGACAGAUAUCACAGUCACAACGCAAAGAAACCUGACAAAUACACCAUGCAACCAAACCUCAAGCCCCAGGGAGGCGUUGACGGCAACUCGGAAGUCCAGGACCGAUACCAGGGUCACGCGGCCGGCGUUCCAGAACGCUUCACGAUGGGCGCCAACCUCCGCCAGGAAGGUCAGAUGCAGGGCGUGUCUGAGAUCAAGGACAAGUUCCGCGGGAGGGCGGGUCAGCGCAGUGACCGUGCGCCGGCUCCCGACCACCUCCGACUGGAGGGGGACCUGAACGGCCCCAGCGAGGCGUCGGACAGGUACCGGGGUCACGCCGCUGAUCGACCUCCUCGCCGCCGAGCCACCGACACGGUGAGACCGGAGGGAGAGCUCGGGCGGGUCACCGAGUACGCUGACCGCUACACGCCGAUCAACUUCGAGCGAGGCGCUCGCAGUGCCGGUGGAGCCUCGCUGGUCGACGAACAAGGUCUCAGCGAGUCGCAGAGACGCGUGGCCAAGUACGGGAGACGCGCGGUGCAGUCAGCCGAUGGAGGAGUGGGGACCACGGCCGACACGGGGGCGGGGAACCCCCAGGCGACCGAGGGACCCACAGCGGGAGGGGUCAAGGAUGGAGGGAGAGGCAGGAACGCUGGGGACAACCUGAGGGUGGAGGGCAAGUACAAGAACGCUGACCCGCUGAAACUGUUCAAGGCACCUGCCGUCGUCUGAGGUAGAGUGUAAGGACCUGGAAGUUGAACGGCUUUCAACCAAAACAAUAUCAGAGGAACAGUCCAAAAGGAAUCUGUGGCAGAGGAACAUCCAACAGGGGAGCUGGGUAGAGUAUAGCUGAAGGGACACCUCACCCUCAAUAGAUCUCACGAAUGAUUCAUUUUCAGAGAAUCAAAAAGUCAAAUGAAUGCUGUAGGCAUCCAUGACGAUGAAUACUCAGCACGUUUUUAUUCGGUUGAUGUAGUGUGCUGUCACUGGAAAUGUAAAGCGAACAAAGCCCGAGCAUGAAGCUGGCCGGCGAUGUUGCUCGUAUCCAGGAGCAGCUGAGGUAACAGUCGGUACGUGUGGAUGAGGUAGCCAUCACAGCACAGCAAAAAAAAAAACACACACACACACAAACAAACUAACUAACAAACAAGCAACAUCAAUGACAUAGUUGGAAAAAAUCGGUAGGUAGUGAGCAUUGAUCAAUGGGUUCAGCUGUAAACAUUGCAUACCGCACAAUAAGUUAGAAAGUGUGAACAGCAAGGAGUGUAUUUUCGUUAGCAUUCAUCUAAUCGCCUCAAUAUCAGUUAACUGGGAAGUGGGAAGUGAUUAC